UGCACAGCCAUGCCACCCUGAAUGCGCCUCUUGCCUUGGGACUGCUUUUAAGCGAGCCGUUUCCCACAACUCCACCGUGCCGCAGAGCACAGGCGGCUGGCGGCAUCAUGGCAGGUGGACAGACUGCGGCGUGCGACAAUGAGCCAAAUGGCACAAUCCUGCCAUGUGGCUGGAUCCUGCCAAACGGCAGGGCGGCGGAGCCCCGAGCUGUGCCGACACCACCACAGCUGGGCGAACCACAACAAGCAGCAAAGGCGCGGCUGCACCGAGGAGCUGCGGUGCGGUGCCAGAAUGCCCUCCAGCUGCCCUGAACUCUUGUGCUGUGCGGAACUGCUGUCCCAGGUUGGAGAAUGCCGCCAUUUUGGCACCGCAGUCUGUGGCCAUGAUGCAGCCCUGUGCAGCUCCCGGGAUCCCCUCCCCAUCACUGGAACUGCCCAUGCCCCUCGUCACCAUGGAAAUGCCCAGGCCACCCCUGCCCAGAGCUAAUUGGCUCAGCCCAGAAACCCCACCCACAGUCCUGCCUCUGCUGGCCAUGCCUGCCUGCCGCUGCAGCAUGGGUGUGGGGCCUGAGAUGACAUCACUUUGAGUCCCUGGAUUUUGUGCCUGUGUCAUACCCAGAAGUAGACCAGAAGUAGGAAGUAACAUUCCGGCACUGGUCCCAGCCCUGCAGCCUCAGUGCAGCUGCAGCCAAGGCUCCAACAGUUCCAAAGAACCACAUCGCUGAUGGAAACACAAGAUGGAACCUCCACCAGCCCCAAAGAAGAAGCCCCUGCAGUCCUGACAAAACCAGGUCCAGCUCCAUCACCACUUCUAUCAAACACCAUCCCAUCACAUGUUAACUUCAGACUACAAGCCCUAAUGAAAGAUGCAAACGUGUACUCCAACCCACAGCACUUGUUCUGAAAUUUGGGGACUGAGUACACCAAACACGAUAGAUCAGUGGGAUACAACAGGCCUUUACAGCUUCUCUGAACAAACCAGAUCUCUCGAUGGCCGUCUACAGGUAUCUCAUCGUAAAGGAUUGCCGCAUGUUAUUUACUGUCGUUUGUGGCGCUGGCCAGAUCUUCACAGUCACCAUGAACUUAAAGCAAUUGAAAACUGUGAAUAUGCUUUUAAUCUUAAAAAGGAUGAAGUAUGUGUAAACCCUUACCACUACCAGAGGGUGGAGACACCAGUCUUGCCUCCUGUACUAGUGCCACGGCACACUGAGAUUCUAACAGAACUGCCGCCUCUCGAUGACUAUACCCAUUCCAUUCCUGAAAACACUAACUUUCCAGCUGGAAUUGAACCACAGAGCAAUUACAUACCAGAAACACCACCUCCAGGAUAUAUCAGUGAAGAUGGAGAAACAAAUGACCAGCAGUUGAACCAAAGCAUGGAUACAGGAUCUCCAGCAGAGCUGUCUCCUAGUAGUCUUUCUCCGGUUAAUCAUAGCCUGGACUUGCAACCAGUUACUUACUCGGAGCCUGCAUUUUGGUGUUCAAUAGCAUAUUAUGAAUUGAAUCAGAGAGUGGGAGAAACCUUCCAUGCAUCCCAGCCUUCCCUGACUGUAGAUGGCUUUACAGAUCCAUCAAAUUCAGAACGAUUUUGUCUAGGUUUGCUUUCCAACGUAAACAGAAAUGCUACAGUGGAAAUGACAAGGCGACACAUAGGAAGGGGAGUACGUCUCUAUUACAUUGGUGGAGAAGUUUUUGCUGAGUGCUUAAGCGAUAGCGCGAUUUUUGUUCAGAGCCCUAACUGUAAUCAAAGAUAUGGCUGGCAUCCUGCAACUGUGUGCAAAAUUCCACCAGGAUGCAAUCUAAAAAUCUUUAAUAACCAAGAAUUUGCUGCUCUUCUGGCUCAAUCUGUGAAUCAGGGUUUUGAAGCAGUUUAUCAGCUUACUAGAAUGUGUACCAUAAGAAUGAGUUUUGUUAAAGGAUGGGGAGCUGAAUACAGGCGGCAAACAGUAACAAGCACUCCUUGCUGGAUUGAACUUCAUCUGAAUGGACCUCUACAGUGGUUGGACAAAGUAUUGACUCAGAUGGGCUCCCCUUCAGUACGCUGCUCCAGCAUGUCGUAAAACUCCUUCCUCUGUUACCAGUGGGCUAAAUAUCAAGUCUAAUCAACAGACUUAAUAUAACACCUCGUCUGCCAUAGUAUUUGUGUGUGGUCCCCAUGAACUAUUUACUGUCUAAAAAGGUUUUUAAAAAAGAAAAAAAAAAAAAACCCAGCACUUGAGGUCUCAUCAAUUAAAGCA
Molecule: messenger RNA, 2236 nt
Organism: Poecile atricapillus (Black-capped chickadee)
Lineage: Eukaryota; Metazoa; Chordata; Aves; Passeriformes; Paridae
Product: mothers against decapentaplegic homolog 2-like
Exons: 10
Coding region: 866-2059 (397 amino acids)
Biological process (GO): anatomical structure morphogenesis; cell differentiation; transforming growth factor beta receptor signaling pathway
Cellular component (GO): heteromeric SMAD protein complex
Molecular function (GO): DNA-binding transcription factor activity, RNA polymerase II-specific; RNA polymerase II cis-regulatory region sequence-specific DNA binding; I-SMAD binding
Source: RefSeq, a predicted model, not a curated record